UUAUUAUUAUUAUUUUUAUUCCUAAACAGCCGGCAACCAACUAAUCGUCUUACCAACGCGGUCGUGCCUAGCGAGGCGGUUCAUUCAGUCGUCCGUGCUUUUGUUGUUGUUCGUCCCCCUACCCCGAUGGUCGACGUACCCGAGGCCGGUUUAGUUCGUCGCUCCGUCAUUCGUCAUUUCGUUGUAACGAACUAACUUCGUUGUUAGUCGUGAUCGGCUUGUCUAUCAGUUUGCGUUUGCGCGAGCUCGGGCGCGGUAGUCCUUUAAUUGUUUGUUCAUUAUUUAUUUUUUUCUCUUCGUAAUAUUAUCGCGUGUUUCGAAAACCAGUGACCGGGUCGUUGUUUUUACCGUGCCGUUAGUUAUACAGCAGUAUUUCGUUCGAUAUUAGAAAUUAUUCAUCUGAACAACCAUAAUAAUAAUAAUUAUUAAUCGUUGGCCGUUUAGAUUGUUAUACAUCGCGACCAUGGCUCGUUUUCCGUCCGAACACCCGCAGCCAUCGAGUUAUUGACCCAACAUAUGCUGCGCAUCCUUUACGAAAUCGGAAAUACGGGCUCCCGUCGUAGAGUGCUAUCUAAAUCUCAUUGUAUGCAACACAUGGUCUACAACGGCAACGAAAACAACUGAAACAGAUUGUCAUCAUUGUCUCUAUAUAACAGAACGGCGGUUAAAAAUGGACGCGGGUUUUAAAGAAGAUCGGCCUCCACAUCCGAGAGCUAGAGCCAAUAUUUUUGAAAUUCUCACCUUUGGGUGGACUUUAAAGCUCUUUAAAACAGGACAAAAAAGAGAUUUAGAAAUAAAUGAUUUGUAUUCAACUCUAAAUGAUCAUUCGUCGUCAUCAUUAGGAAAUGAAUUAAAAAAAAAAUGGAGAAUAGAGUUGGCUAGAGCAAAGAAGUCAAAUAGGCAGCCUAGUUUGUUAAGAGCUUUACUUCAAAUGUUUGGACCUAAGUUAAUGUUGUAUGGAUUUUUACUUUCAAUUGUUGAGAUUGUACUAAGUGUUUGCCAGCCAAUCUUCUUGGGUCGUAUAAUCGCCCAAUUUGAACCAGAUAUACCAUCAGAUCAGUCUUCUCAAUAUCUUGGAAUAUUUUAUGGAUUUUGCUUAGUGGCAUCGGCUGCAUUGAAGACUUUUGGUUUCACCGCCUACGAUAUGCUCACAACGCAUAUGGGCAUGAAGAUGCGUGUUUCUACAUGUUUUCUCAUUUAUAAUAAGGCAUUACGACUAAGUAAAACUGCUCUUGGUGAAACCACAGUUGGUCAAGUUGUAAAUUUAUUAUCAAACGAUGUUAAUCGAUUUGAUAUAGCAGUUAUUUUUCUACACUAUUUAUGGAUUGGUCCUUUAGAAACCAUUGUUGUUACAUAUUUUUUGUGGCAAGAAGUUGGGGUUUCAUCGAUAUUUGGUGUGGCUGCAUUACUUAUGUUUAUUCCAUUACAAGGUUGGUUGGGGAAAAAGACUUCUGAACUUCGACUGAAGACUGCCAUUAGAACUGAUGAAAGAGUUCGUUUGAUGAAUGAAAUAAUUUCUGGCAUUCAAGUAAUUAAAAUGUAUACUUGGGAAAAACCAUUUGCAUAUCUCGUACAAUAUGCAAGAAAGAAAGAAAUUCAACAGAUUAGAGGAUCAUCAUAUAUCAGAGGUGUUUUAUUAUCUUUCAUAGUAUUUCAUACUAGAAUUGCAUUGUUUUUUAGUAUUUUAUCAUAUGUUUUACUUGGAAACUUUAUCACAGCUCAAAAAGUUUUUGUUAUUACUUCAUACUACAAUAUAUUGCGGACAACAAUGACUGUAUUUUUCCCGCAAGGUAUUGGACAAAUAGCUGAAAUGUUAAUAUCAAUUAAAAGACUACAGAAUUUUCUUCUGUACGAAGAAAAGACUACUCAAGUGGCUAAUCGUUCAAAAGCUGACAAGGCUUCUAAUGGUGUUAGAAAACCAAUCAUUAUAAAUGAUGAGUUGUUACCCAAUAAGCUUGAUAAUCUAGAUAACUCUGAAAACAUGAGUGAUUUAGGAAUAGUUAUUUCCAAUGCUACAGCUAAGUGGACAGAUAUUCAAACUGAAAAUUCUUUAGAAAACAUCAACCUAACUGUAAGGCCUGGUCGAUUAGUUGCGGUUAUCGGUCCUGUUGGAGCUGGAAAAAGUUCAUUAAUACAAGCAAUAUUAAGAGAAUUACCUCUCUCUGAAGGAAACAUUUCUGUGCGUGGUGUUAUAUCAUAUGCAUCACAAGAUCCAUGGUUAUUUGCUGGUUCAGUUCAGCAAAAUAUUCUAUUUGGUUUGCCUAUGGACAAAGAACGUUAUAAAAAAAUUAUAAAAGUAUGUGCAUUAAAAACCGAUUUUGAACAAUUUCCUUACGGUGACAGAACAAUUGUGGGAGAAAGAGGUGUUUCUCUUAGUGGUGGACAAAGAGCAAGAAUUAAUUUAGCAAGAGCUGUUUAUAAACAAGCUGAUAUUUAUUUAUUGGAUGAUCCUCUAUCUGCUGUUGACACACAUGUUGGGAAACAUUUGUUUGAAAAAUGCAUAAAAGGUUACCUCAAAGAAAAGACUUGUAUUCUUAUUACUCACCAGUUACAAUACCUAACUAAAGUUGAUCAAAUCAUAUUAAUGGAAAAUGCAAAAAUUUUAGCUGAAGGAUCGUAUAAAGAACUUCAAGUCUCUGGCUUAGACUUUACAAAACUUCUUGGGUCCUCUGUAGAAAUUGCUGUUGUAUCUGACAAUGAAUCUCUUAAUUAUACAAGUACUAGUAGUUUAAAUCCACAUUCUCUUUUAUCUCGACAAGUUUCUGUUCAGAGUGUGGCAUCAUCCAAUGAUGACCCUAAACAGUUCAGUGGUAUUCAAGAAGAACCAAUUGAAAUAGCUGAAACCCGUUCAUCUGGGAAUAUUUCACUUACUGUGUACUCAUCAUAUUUCUCUGCUGGUGGAAAUAUUUGUAAAAUAACAUUUUUACUGUUUAUGUGUGUUUUCACUCAAGUUUUGGCAUCUGGUGGAGAUUAUUGGAUAACAUUUUGGGUCAAUUUAGAAGAACAUGUUUUUCAUUAUGUAAAUAAUGUAGAUAAUAAUAUGUUAACAAAAAUGGAUAAUAGUACAUUUACAUCUACUGAUAAUAGUACUUCAACAACUGAUGAAGUAUCUAAUAUCUUAUUAGGGUGGACAAUUUCUAGGCAAACAUGUAUCAUAGUUUUUGCAGUUUUCACGUUUUCUAUGAUAUUAGCUACCCUUAUUAGAUCUGCUACAUUUGUAUCAGUUUGUAUGAAAGCAUCAAUGAAUUUACACAAUAAAAUGUUUAAUGCUAUAACGAGAGCUACCAUGUAUUUUUUUAAUACAAAUUCAUCUGGACGAAUUCUUAACCGAUUUUCUAAAGAUAUGGGUGCUAUUGAUGAGAUGUUACCAAUAGCUUUAAUGGACUGUAUACAAAUUGGACUGACAUUGUUGGGAAUAAUUAUUGUGGUUGGAAUUGUUAAUAUUUAUCUUAUGAUUCCAACAUUUAUUGUUGGAAUAAUAUUUUAUAAACUCAGAGUUUUCUAUUUGUCAACAUCCCGAAGUGUCAAACGGUUGGAAGGAGUUACAAGAAGUCCUGUAUUUGCUCAUUUGAAUGCAUCUCUCCAAGGUUUAACAACAAUAAGAGCAUUUGAAGCAGAACAAAUUUUAUCUAAAGAAUUUGACAAUCAUCAAGAUUUACACUCUUCGGCAUGGUAUUUGUUUAUUGCUUCAAGUAGAGCAUUUGGGUUUUGGUUAGAUGUUGUCUGUCUUAUCUAUAUAAGUAUUGUCACAUUUAGUUUUCUGAUUAUUGGCAAUAAUACUUAUGGAGGAAAUGUUGGUCUGGCUAUAACUCAAGCAAUUGGGUUAACUGGUAUGUUUCAAUGGGGAAUGAGACAAUCAGCGGAAUUAGAGAACCAAAUGACGUCUGUUGAAAGAGUACUAGAGUAUACAAAUACUCCUCAAGAAUCUGCUCUCGAAUCUCUUCCCAAUAAAAAACCACCAAAAGAAUGGCCUCAAAAAGGGCAGAUUGUUUUUAAAAACUUUUAUUUACGUUAUAGCCUAGACACACCACAUGUAUUAAAAAAUCUCAACAUUAAAAUUGAAUCAAUGGAAAAAGUAGGAAUCGUUGGUAGAACUGGUGCUGGAAAAUCAUCUUUAAUUGGAGCAUUAUUUAGAUUGGCUCUAAAUGAAGGUUCAAUUUAUGUUGAUGAUCUGGAUAUCAAUGAAUUAGGACUACACGAAUUACGUUCCAAAAUUUCCAUUAUACCACAGGAACCAGUUUUGUUUUCUGGUACAAUGCGAAAGAAUUUAGAUCCUUUCGAUGAAUAUCCAGACCAUGCUCUUUGGAAUGCUUUAGAUGAGGUUGAAUUAAAAGAUGUUAUUGAAGAUUUACCCGGUGGACUGAACUCAAAAAUGUCUGAGGGUGGAUCUAACUUCAGUGUUGGUCAAAGACAACUGGUGUGUUUGGCUAGAGCUAUAGUGCGAAAUAAUAAGAUUCUUGUGUUGGAUGAAGCUACUGCUAACGUUGAUCCACAGACUGAUGCAUUGAUUCAGAACACAAUUAGAAAUAAAUUUCGAAUGUGUACUGUUUUAACUAUUGCCCAUCGUUUGAAUACCGUUAUGGAUUCUGACAAAGUGCUUGUGAUGGACGCUGGUAAAAUGGUUGAAUUUGAUCAUCCUCAUAUCUUAUUGAAAAUCAAGGAUGGAUUUUUGUAUAAAAUGGUGGAACAAACCGGUAGGGAUACAGCAGAUUUCCUACAUAGUGUAGCUGCUGAGAGCUACAAUACUAUACAGAGAACUAAAGAAUCCCCUAUUAGAUUAAUUGAUGAAGAUGUUGAUGACUACUCAAACAAAAAUGACUAGUAUCUAUUUGAUUUAUAGGUUUAUUAAUUUUAUUCACAUGGUGCCUUCGUUUAAAAUUUAAUUUUGCUAAUUUAAAAUUCAUAAUUUUACAUUUAAUCUAAUUAAUUAUUUAUAGUUUUUAUAUCUAAAGCAGACCUUAUACAACUAAAAUAGU
Sipha flava (yellow sugarcane aphid) is the source of this 4976-nucleotide messenger RNA. Its product is annotated as probable multidrug resistance-associated protein lethal(2)03659. Gene Ontology annotation, molecular function: ABC-type transporter activity; ATP binding; ATP hydrolysis activity. The transcript has 26 exons. Lineage: Eukaryota; Metazoa; Arthropoda; Insecta; Hemiptera; Aphididae. Bases 671 to 4822 code for a protein of 1383 amino acids. Gene Ontology annotation, cellular component: membrane. Gene Ontology annotation, biological process: transmembrane transport. The record is from RefSeq and is a predicted model, not a curated record.